AUGUCGACGGGCAUGGCUCUCAUGAACCUCGCCCCCCCGGAGCUGAGGCGCUGGAGCGGAGACUGCCCCUGCUCGCUGGCCACCUCGGCCCUCGCGCCGCUCUGCGCCAGCAGCCGGACGAUGUCCUCGCUGCAGCCCAGGCGGACCGCGGCGCAGAGCGGCCACUCGACGCGCGGCUCCAUGAGCGGGCGCCUGGCCGCGUCCGGAUCCGCCCCGAGGGCCGAGCGCACCUGCGCCAGGCAGUUUCGCUCCAGGCCCGAGAGCAGCGGCUCCGAGUGCGCGCGUCUCACGGGCGGCGGCACGGAGGGCACCCUGCGGCAAGCACGCGGUGUACUGGGUGGCGUCUCCCAGGCCGUCUGCCAAGCACUGGGGGGAGUCAUCGCUCCACGGCUUGAGAAGCGCACGUAUGCCGUGGAGGCAAGCUGA
This is a messenger RNA of Prorocentrum cordatum, 426 nucleotides long. The record is from the annotation of a GenBank genome assembly. NCBI's taxonomy places the organism in Eukaryota, Dinophyceae, Prorocentrales, Prorocentraceae.